Molecule: messenger RNA, 2020 nt
Organism: Daucus carota subsp. sativus
Lineage: Eukaryota; Viridiplantae; Streptophyta; Magnoliopsida; Apiales; Apiaceae
Exons: 15
Coding region: 314-1720 (468 amino acids)
Source: RefSeq, a predicted model, not a curated record
GAUUCAUUCUGUUUGUGCAACGGAACAUGGAUGCACUGUACGCAGAUUCCUCAACAUCAUUAAAGUACAGUAUAUUCAUGCUAGUUUCUUCAUUUAAACUAACACUUGAUCAUUUUAUAUACAUACAAAUAUACAAUACACACACAGUGCCGUUUGCGUGAGAGCUCAUACUUUGACUCCCUCUCUCUCCGACCUCCCACUCUCUCUCUCUCUCUAUUUCAUCUUUUUUUGUAUCUCUCUCUCCCAUCUCUCUCUGUAUAUAAUCUCUCUCUCUCCAUCUCUCUCUGUAUACCAUCUCUCUCUCACACACACAAUGACUAUGGAGGAGCACGGGAGAGAACUGAAUUGGAGGCAAGUAGCAAACUCUCUACAAUUAGUUGCGGCACACGCCUUGCUCUUCUCCUUCACUGUUUUGCUUGUUCUUAACCUAACCAACGACGUCGCGUCUUUCUCUUGGUGGGUUGUUUUUACCCCCCUCUGGUUAUUUCAUGUUGUUGUUGCACGUAGCAGGUUCUCAAUACCUGCCCCACUUUUCCCUUGUGAUCGUUAUUGGGCACCAUUUCACUCCAUUGUGGCAACUCCGCUGCUUGUUGCUUUUGAAUUACUCCUCUGUAUAUAUCUGGGAGGCAGUUAUGGUCUAAACUUGAAGAUUGUUUUUUCUCCCUUGCUGGCUCUUGAAACAGCGAUUUUCAUAGAUAAUGUUAGAAUGUUCAAGGCUUUACUUCCUGGUGAUGAGGUUACCGUGGCUGAUGCUGCAAUAUUAAAGGCCCUUCCUCACCUUUGGAUUGCCUUCUCCAUGAUCUUCUUCAUUGCUGCAACAACAUUCACACUUUUAAAGCUAUGCGAUGAGUCGGAGCUUAUUUUUUGGUGGGAAAUAUUUCUAAAUUACGGAUUUGCUCAGUUGUUUGCUUUUUUUACUUGCACAAAUUGGCAUAAUCCUUUAAUACACAGACAUUCUCAGUAUAGCACAACCAAUUCAAAUUUUGCAAUUUCUGGAUAUCUUGAUUGUUAUUCCGGCUUGGAUAUUACUUCAACUGAAGGGGAUGAGCAGAGUAGAAGACGCAGUUUGCAGGAUAUUGGUGGUCAUAUUAUGAAAGUUCCACUGAUCGUGUUUCAGAUCCUUCUAUUUAUUCGAUUACAGCUGUCUUUCUCUAGACACUUCUCGGUGCCAUUUGUCUUUUCUCCUCUUUUGUUGCUUCAAGGAGCUGGAUUAGUCUUUGCUGUAUAUAGACUUGUGGAAAAUAUCAUACUUAUACUACAUAGGGGAGAUGGUUCACCAGAUUUUUUAAAAAAAUCUUCAAAAGCCGAUGAUUUAUUUGCAUUUAUGCACCAUGGAUCAAGGUUACUGGGCUGGUGGUCAAUUGAUGAAGGAAGUAAAGAGGAACAUGCUAGACUUUACUCUGCUGGAUUAUCUGGGUACAGUACAUUCUCACCUGAUACCGUCAAGAAAAUGUCUAAAGCAAGCCUUGCUGAGGAAAUUUCAAAACUACAAGCAGCACUUGGUGAGCAAAUAGAGAUCAGGAAAUUCAGUCAAGAGGAGUACGAGAGACUUCAAAAUCAGGAAAAAAUUCUAUGUCAAGUUUGCUUUGAAGAGCAGAUAAAUGUGGUUCUGCUCCCGUGCAGGCAUCGCAUCCUUUGCAGAUCUUGUUGCCAGAGGUGUAAAAGGUGCCCCAUUUGCCGCAUUUAUAUUGCACAGCGCCUGUGUGUAGAUGAAGUUUAGCCGUAUGUAUCUAUAAUUCAAACAAAUUUGAGGAUCAGCAAUCUAUAGGAGGAAAAUCUACUAUGGCAGUGACAAUGCCUAGUCAGCUCCUCAUUCAGAAUAUAUAAAUUUGUCAGUGCAUACAACAUAAAGUGUUGUAAAAUGGAAGCUAAGGAACAACAUUGACACUUGCAGUCUUGAUUUGGGACUACAGUUGCUUUGCAUCAACACAGUAUUGAUAUUCGGGCUUUUCAGUGUGUAUAUUGUACAGGGACACAACAAUAACCACUUUUUAACUAGGUGACAAAUGAAAUUUUACAA